AUGUCGACGGUAACAUUUGAACACCCUUCGAUAGGCUCGAUCCGUGGCAUCGAAGGAGAUGGGGUCUACCAGUUUCACGGCGUCCAGUAUGCAACACUGAAAGACAGGCUCGCUGAGGCCCAAGUCAAGACAGCAUACGAAAGCCCCGUUGAUGCGACGAGCCAUGGACCAUCGGCGUAUUCUACCCCCAAUGGGUACGAAAACGAGAUGAUCUUCAUCCAGCAGUCGAUGCCCAAGCCCAAGACGGUGCAUUCCGACCUGGAAUGCUUGAAUCUGAACGUCACCGUCCCAAAGGGCCAAAGUGGUACCGAGUUAGGGAAGCAGAAGUUUCCCGUGUUCGUCUGGGUACAUGGCGGUGGUUUCAUCGUGGGAGCGAAUUCAUGGCCGCAUUACGACCACGGCAAAUUGGUCAAGCUUGCGAAUGACAAUGGAGUUCCUGUGAUCGGAGUCGGGAUCAACUAUCGCCUGGGCUUCCCGGGGCUACUGACGUCCGAGGAACUGCGGCAGAAGGGCUACAAAGCGAACAACAGCCUUAUCGACCAAAGAGCCGCAUUCCGCUGGGUGAGGCAACAUAUCGCAGGGUUUGGCGGUGACCCCGAGAACAUCACUGUCAUCGGCGAGAGCGCAGGGGCAGUGGCUACAACAUUACACCUGUAUUCGAAAGAAAAGCUCUUCAACCGAGCAAUCGCCACGGGAGGCUCCUCUCUCUUGGUCCCUGUCUUCGAGCUCGCCGACCAGGAACGUACCUACCAGCAGGUCCUCUCCAUCUUGGGGCUCGAGAACAUGAACGCCGAAGAAAGGAUUCAGAAGCUCUUGACGAUGCCCACAGAUGAGGUGAUCGCGAAGCUACCGCCCUCUGUUGCCCUCCUGCCGACGCUCGAUGGCGACAUCAUACCCGUUCGACCCACGUACGCUUCUGUGGCCGAUAAGUCCGACCAGAGUAUGCCCGGGAAGCAGUGGGCCGAGGGACUAAUGAUUGGAAAUAGCGGCUUCGAUGCCUCGGUCCUCGGCUUCAUGCUGGGCCACUUGAAGAACGGGAUCAAGGACAAAUUCCCCGCGUCCAUAAAGUCCUCGCUGGCCUCGGAUCCCGCCCUCGCAGACCAGAUCCUCGAAUCAUACGGCUUCACCGGCUCCUCGUCAGCUGCCGACAGCGACAACGACGACGCCGCCUUCCUCCGGUUCCUCGAGUUCGCCAACGACAUCAGCUUCUUCGCCGCCACCACGGCCUAUGCGCGCGGCUGGCCCGCGUCUCCGGCAGGCGAGUCGAACAUCUACGCCUUCUUCUUUAACGAGCCCAACCCCUGGCCGGGCGUGUACCAGGGCCGCGCCACCCACGUGUUGGACGUGGUGUUUCUGUUCCAGAAUCAUAACCACAAUUUGAGCCCUGCGCAGCGCGCCGCGGCCGAGCAGAUGGGCCUCGACUGGAUGAGGUUCGUGGCGGGUCAGAAGCCGUGGGAUGGGUAUACUCCCGAGAACCGGGCGGCGAAGGUAUACGGCCCGUCCGCUGGAGAUGAGGCCACGGCGACAAGUAAAGUUGUGGAUGCGGACUCGCUGGAGACCGGGCGUGGGAAGGCGAUUCUCGAGGUCGGCGAGAAAGUUGGGUUCGACAGGUUGAACGAGAUUGUGGGACGGUUUCGACUCGGGCUGUGA
This is a messenger RNA of Cladophialophora yegresii CBS 114405, 1650 nucleotides long. RefSeq lists its product as uncharacterized. The transcript has 5 exons. Lineage: Eukaryota; Fungi; Ascomycota; Eurotiomycetes; Chaetothyriales; Herpotrichiellaceae. The record is from RefSeq and is a predicted model, not a curated record. The coding region runs from base 1 to 1650 and encodes 549 amino acids.